AUGCGUCCUUCAUUCGCCCUUUUCACCGUUGGCCUGGCUGCCGUCCAGGUUUCCGCUGCUAUGCCCCCUGCUUGCCUGUUGGCCGCUCUCGGUGUUCAGGACAACCCGUCCGACUUGAAGUCCGUCUGCGGUACCCUCCAGGAUGCUAUCCAGGGCAACUUGACCGAUCACUGCCACACUGAUACCCUCCCCAAGGCCUACCAGGUUUACUCCUCCAAGUGCUUGGAUCAGGGUGUUACCGUUGCUGCCCUUCCCACCUCUACCUCUUCUGGCCACUCCAGCAGCGGUACUGCUUCUGCCUCUAGCCCUGCCUCUGCUUCCGCUACUCCUACUGACGGCGCCACUGGUACCACCGGCGAUGCUAGCACUACUAGUGGAUCUGGCAGCUCCGCGACCCCUACUGGUAACGCUGGUAUGGCCACUGAGCCCCAGCCCUUCCUCUACGCCGCCGCGGCGCUCUUCGCUACUGGCUUGACCAGCGUUCUCUUCUUGUAA
This is a messenger RNA of Hypoxylon trugodes, 495 nucleotides long. RefSeq lists its product as uncharacterized. The transcript is spliced from 3 exons. Lineage: Eukaryota; Fungi; Ascomycota; Sordariomycetes; Xylariales; Hypoxylaceae. The record is from RefSeq and is a predicted model, not a curated record. Bases 1 to 495 code for a protein of 164 amino acids.